This is a messenger RNA of Microtus oregoni (creeping vole), 4421 nucleotides long. RefSeq names its product transforming growth factor beta receptor 3 (gene Tgfbr3). The record is from RefSeq and is a predicted model, not a curated record. The transcript has 17 exons. The coding region runs from base 419 to 3004 and encodes 861 amino acids. Lineage: Eukaryota; Metazoa; Chordata; Mammalia; Rodentia; Cricetidae.
GCGCCGCAAGGGCCUGAUGGGGGUGAGCCAGGGUUUCGGGGACGCUGAGCGCCACUUUCCUCCUCCCUGGCAGUGAGAGAGAGGGGGACGAGGGGGAAGCGGGCUGCUGUCCUGCCAGGCCACUUUCGCUGCGCUAUUCCGCGAGCUCCCGGCAGGAGGUGAAAGUCCCCGGCGGGGUCCGGAUGGCGCAGUUGAGCUGCGCCUGCUGAACUCGCGGCCGCCUGCGCACGCAGGGCACGGGGACUCGUCUCGGCUGCUCCCCCACUUCGCGGCGGACGAUCGGUUCCCGGACACGCAGCCGACGAGACAAUUUGACAGUUGCAGAGAGGGAUUUUAAGGCCACUUCUGACUUGCCAAGCUCGCCUUCGACCUGAAAGACCAAAGGCUGCGGUGACUGGAGGGGGCCCCCGUUGGAGAAAUGGCAGUGACUUCCCACCACGUGAUCACCACCAUGUUCGCCCUGAUGAGCUCCUGUCUGGCUGGUCCAGAGCCCAGCACCCCGUGUGAGCUGUCACCGAUCAACGCUUCUCACCCUGUCCAGGCCUUGAUGGAGAGUUUCACUGUUCUGUCUGGCUGUGCCAGCAGAGGCACAACUGGGUUUCCCCAGGAGGUUCACGUCUUAAACCUCCGCAUUGCGAACCAGGGAGCAGGGCGGCUGCAGAGGGAGGUUACACUGCAUCUGAGACCCAUCUCCUCAGUUCACAUUCACUACAAGCCAGUUGUGUUCCUGCUCAACUCCCCACAGCCCCUGGUCUGGCAUCUGAAGACAGAGAGACUGGCCAACGGCGUUCCCAGAUUUUUCUUGGUGUCGAAGGGCUCUAAGGUCCAGUUUUCAUCAGGAAACUUCUCCUCAACAGCGGACACAGAAGAGAGGAUUUUUCCUCAAGGGAACGAGCAUCUGCUAAACUGGGCCCGGAAGUUAUACGGAGCGGUGACUUCAUUCACGGAACUCAAGAUAGCAAGAAACAUCUAUAUUAAAGUGGGGGAAGAUCAAGUGUUUCCUCCCACGUGCACCAUCGGAAAGAAUUUUCUCUCGCUCAAUUACCUUGCUGAGUACCUUCAACCCAAGCCUGCCGAAGGCUGCGUCCUGUCCAGUCAGCCCCAGGAGAAGGAAGUACACAUCAUUGAACUAAUCGCCCCCAACUCAAACACACACAGCCCCCUCCAGGUGGAUAUAGUCAUCGACAUACAACCCGCUCGAGAGGGCCCUGAGGUGGUCAGAGACCUCAUCCUCAUCCUGAAGUGCAAGAAGGAUGUCAACUGGGUGAUCAAAUCCUUUGACGUCAAGGGAAGCCUGAAAGUUAUUGCUACCAACAGCGUUGGCUUUGGAAAAGACAGUGAAAGAUCCAUGACAGUGACCAAGUCGAUAAAAAACGACACCCUUUCCACCCAAGAGAAUCUGGUGCAGUGGGCAUUGGAUAAUGGCUACAGCCCAGUGACGUCAUACACCAUGGUGCCUGUGGCGAAUAGAUUUCAUCUCCGGCUUGAGAACAAUAAUGAGGAGAUGAGAGACGAGGAAGUUCACACCACUCCUCCAGAGCUUUGGAUCCUGCUGGGCCAUGGCCACGGGCCUACCCUGGAUAACCCACCCUUCCUGGGAGGGAAAAACAAAGAUGAAGGUCUCCCGUUCUCUUUCGGGAAUAUCCCCAAGAAAGGCUGGAAGGAGGGAGAAGAUAGGAUUCUCCAUCCAAAGAAUCCUGCCAUUCCCAGCAUCCCACUGUUUCGGGACCACAGAGAGCUGGAAGAAGUACAGGGGGGUGUGGCCAACGCCUUGUCGGUCAAGUGUGACAGUGAAAAGCUGACCGUAACUGUGAGCAAAGACUCCCUCAGAGACUCUCUCAAGACCGGUAACUACUCAGAGAUAGAGCUCACCCUGUCAAAUCAUUCCUGCAAAGCCAAAAUGAACGGCACCCACUUUGUUUUGGAGUCCCCCCUGAAUGGCUGUGGCACUGGACACUGGCGGUCAGCCCCUGACGGUGUGGUCUACUAUAACUCGAUUGUGGUGCAGACGCCAUCCCGUGGGGAUGGCAGUGGCAGCGGGUCAGGUGGCUUUGAAGACUUGGAGUCAGGUGACAGUGGAUUUUCAGGAGACACGGAUGAAGGAGAGGCCAUCCCCCUGAGCCGAGCUAGAACUGUGAAGGUGUUCCAGUUUAACUGCAGCUUGCGGCAGCUGAGGAAUCCCAGUGGCUUCCAGGAUCCGCUCGAUGGAAACAUCACCUUCAACAUGGAGCUGUACAGCACAGACCUCUUUCUGGUGCCCUCCCCCGGGGUCUUCUCUGUGGCAGAGAACGGGCAUGUUUAUGUGGAGGUAUCCGUCACCAAGGCCGACCAAGAACUGGGCUUUGCCAUCCAAACCUGCUUUGUCUCUCCAUUCUCAAACCCGGACAGGAUGUCUGAUUACACCAUUAUCGAGAACAUCUGUCCCAAGGAUGAGUCUGUGAAAUUCUACAGCUCCAAGAGAGUGCACUUCCCCAUCCCGCACGCCGAGGUGGACAAGAAACGCUUCAGCUUUGUCUUCAAGUCCGUGUUCAACACCUCCCUGCUCUUCCUACAGUGCGAGCUGACGCUGUGCACCAGGAGGAAGGGCCCGCAGAGGCUGCCGAAGUGCGUGAGUCCUGAUGAGGCCUGCACCUCUCUAGAUGCCGCCAUGAUCUGGACCAUGAUGCAGAAUAAGAAGACGUUUACCAAGCCCCUGGCUGUGAUCCACCAGGCAGAUUAUAAAGAAAACGUUCCAGACACUAAAACUAAGGAGUCCGGUCCAGUUCCUCCCCCUCCACAGAUUUUCCAUGGUCUGGACACACUAACCGUAAUGGGCAUUGCGUUUGCUGCCUUUGUUAUUGGAGCACUCCUGACGGGGGCCUUGUGGUACAUCUAUUCCCACACAGGAGAAACAGCACGAAGGCAGCAAGUCCCCACCUCACCACCGGCCUCGGAGAACAGCAGCGCAGCCCACAGCAUCGGCAGCACUCAGAGCAGCCCCUGCUCCAGCAGCAGCAUGGCCUAGUGGGAGCCCGGUCGUCGCUGCCGCCGCCACCAGGGCAGGGCCCAAAGCCGCCGCUGCCUGUCCAGACUCCGAAGGCUCCAUCUGGGCUCCCAGUAAAGAGAGAGUGAAUUUCAGUGUGCCAACAGCCUGUUGCACCCACCCCCCAUCACCCCGGACAUCUGUCACAUAUGAAAGCUAAGCCAGUGGCCUUCUCCAGACCCUCGGAGGAUGAGGGUUUCAAUGUGAAACACACUAGUGUUUUCUUUUUUAAUGCUGCUUUGUCCAGGUGUCCAAACAGCCAUCAUCUGGGGUCAGAAGUUUGACCCAGAGUAAGGGGGAAGGAGAAAGGAAGACAGCCAGAGAAUAGAGCCAGGGAGACGUGGCCAAAGAUGCCCUCCUAGCUGCACCAAGAUGUAAAAUAGAAGAAAUGUCCCCUCCGUAUCCAAUCCGCACCUCUCUCUGGGUGCCCACUCCUGACCUGCCACACCCUACAUGGUGCCCUGUUUAGCUCGCUAGCCUGGGGGAGCAGGCUACACCCUGCCACUUGUUAAGGCAACAUUCCUUUCUUGGGCCAAAAUGAAUGCUGAUUCCUGUUCCUCCACUCACGUGCACACACACACACACACACACACACACACACACACACGCCAACUCCAUACAUAUCUUAAAGCCAAAUUUGUUAAUUCUUGCAGGCAUACAGAAACAGAAAAUGCCCAAAGUAUGGAACAACGGGUUGUGCCUGUUUCUGACAUUUUGUCCUGACGUGUGUGUGUGUGUGUGUGUGUGUGUGUGUGUGCAUAUAAGCACAAGUGUGUGGCAUCUGCACAUUGGAGAUAAGACCACACCCUCUUUAAAAAUGUUCUAUGCUUCCAGAGUUGAAACGUGAGUUAUAAGCCGUAGACUAUGUGGACUCAAUACAGCGGCCUUUCUGAUGAACCCUUUAUCAAAGCCAGACCCUUCCAGGAGGCCCCAGGUCAUCUCACCGUGUCACCAGUCCUGCCCUCAGAAUGCAGAGAGAGAAGGGCACUAGCUUUAAAGUAGCUCACAAAAAAAGGGUUUCAGGGGAACUUCCUUCAACAGAAAAAUAUGAGGCCACUCUGACAGCGCUCUGUAGCGCUGUGUUAAAACUGAGCCCCAGAGGGGACUCUCCAUGCCGGAUCCACCGUAAAUGAAAUCAGAUUGCUUUCCCAGAAUUCCCCCAAACAACUUAAGAGUCCAUAAGUAGAACAAGCUCGAUUCUAGCCUGAAAUUCUCAGGCGCAAGCUCUACUGCCUUUCAGAGUCAGGUGGUUGUGCUUCAGGAGUGAAAACUUCAGUAGGAAAUGUUGCUGGUAGAAACAGGGCAAAUGGAUGGAGAGGGCAGUGUCUUUGUCACUGAGUCGUAGUCUGGGUGGAUGGAUGGAUGGAUGGAUGGGUGGGCGUAUAGGUGGAUGGAUGGG